Messenger RNA from Ctenocephalides felis (cat flea), 1739 nucleotides. RefSeq names its product probable elongator complex protein 3. The record is from RefSeq and is a predicted model, not a curated record. Lineage: Eukaryota; Metazoa; Arthropoda; Insecta; Siphonaptera; Pulicidae. Gene Ontology annotation, cellular component: cytoplasm; nucleus; elongator holoenzyme complex. Gene Ontology annotation, molecular function: iron-sulfur cluster binding; acyltransferase activity, transferring groups other than amino-acyl groups. Gene Ontology annotation, biological process: tRNA wobble base 5-methoxycarbonylmethyl-2-thiouridinylation.
GCCUCGUGUGGUUUUGGGCUAACUUAACCUCACUUUGUGGAUGUCAAAGUCUGUGUGGAAAAGAAGUUAAGUUGAAAAUUUACGCAAAAAUGGUGAAAAAGAAAGCAGAAUUAUUGAACAUCAGUCGCGAGGAACGCAUGGUUAUAACUAUAGGUGAAAUUAUCCAAGAAUUAGUUGCUGCUCAUGACGCAGGCAAGGAUGUGAACUUGAAUCGUAUGAAAUCUAGAAUUUCUUCGAAGUAUGGUUUAGAUAGCUCGCCCAGACUUGUGGAUAUUAUAGCUGCUGUACCUAGUGAACACAAGAAAACUUUGUUGCCUAAACUUCGUGAACCCAUUCGAACAGCUAGUGGGAUUGCAGUUGUAGCUGUGAUGUGCAAGCCACAUCGUUGUCCUCAUAUUAAUAUGACAGGUAACAUAUGUGUCUAUUGUCCUGGUGGUCCAGACAGUGAUUUUGAAUAUUCUACUCAAAGUUAUACUGGCUAUGAGCCAACAAGUAUGAGAGCUAUUAGAGCAAGGUACAAUCCAUAUUUGCAGACACGACAUCGAAUAGAACAGCUUAAGCAAUUAGGACAUUCAGUUGAUAAAGUUGAAUUUAUUGUAAUGGGCGGAACUUUUGUCUUUGCCUGAUACAUAUCGCGAUUUUUUCAUUCGAAUCUUCAUGAUGCUCUUAGUGGACAUACUAGCAACUCAGUAGAAGAAGCUGUUAAAUAUUCCGAAAAAUCGAAAGUGAAAUGUAUUGGUAUAACUAUAGAAACAAGACCUGACUACUGUUUGAGAAAACAUUUAUCAGAUAUGCUUCAGUAUGGCUGCACGAAUUUGAAAAUAGGUGUACAAUCUGUAUAUGAGGAUAUAGCUAGAGAUACUAAUCGAGGACAUACAGUGCGUGCCGUCUGCGAGAGUUUUAACAUGGCCAAAGAUGCCGGAUUCAAGGUAGUUGCACAUAUGAUGCCCGAUUUACCAAAUAUGGACUGGGAGAGAGAUAUCGAGCAAUUUGUGGAAUUCUUUGAAAAUCCAGCAUUUCGAGCUGAUGGUCUGAAAAUUUAUCCCACAUUAGUUAUUAGAGGAACAGGUUUAUAUGAACUGUGGAAAACUGGACGUUAUAAAAGUUACCCUCCAAGUGCUUUAAUAGAUCUUGUCGCCCACAUCCUGAGUAUUGUACCACCUUGGACAAGAGUGUAUCGCGUGCAGAGAGAUAUACCUAUGCCACUUGUGAGUUCUGGUGUAGAGCAUGGUAAUUUACGAGAACUGGCAUUGGCGCGCAUGCAAGAUCUGGGCACUACAUGCAGAGAUGUCCGAACUAGGGAAGUAGGAAUUCAAGAGAUUCAUAACAAGGUGAGACCUUAUGAAAUUGAACUAAUACGACGAGACUAUGUGGCGAACGGUGGCUGGGAGACAUUUCUUUCAUAUGAAGACCCUGAAAGUGAUAUUCUUGUGGGAUUACUGCGUCUUCGCAAACUUGAUGAACAGUUUGCAUUUAGGCCAGAGUUCAAAGGUAGCAGAUGCUCCAUUGUACGCGAAUUGCAUGUAUAUGGAAGCGUGGUUCCAGUGAAUGUUAGAGAUCCCACCAAAUUUCAACAUCAGGGCUUUGGUAUGAUGUUAAUGGAAGAAGCAGAAAAAAUUGCAAGAGAAGAGCAUUGUAGUACAAAGAUUUCGGUAAUUUCUGGUGUGGGCACAAGAAAUUAUUACCGAAAAAUGGGCUAUGAAUUGGAUGGACCAUAUAUGUCAAAGAGUUUAUAUUAG